AUGGAAAAAGACGUGCAGUUUUGCAAUGAAACAGAAGAAAAUGUGAGAGCAGCUGGACAGGACGAAGGACACAAGGAGGGUUGUUUCAUUCUGCUUUUGAUCAUGGAAUGUACUUCAGAACUAAAUGUGGUUCAGAAAAUCACAGCAGAAAACAAAUUGUUAAUGGAAUCUCCUUGGGUGCAAGCUCUCAGUUAUGAUCAGAGAGACAACUUGGUUGUUCAAAAGAAACAAAUUAGCCCCAGGAAGACAACCUCAACAACCAACACCAUGUGUGGCAGCUACUACGGAGGCUGUGGCUACGGAGGCUGUGGCUAUGGAGGCUGUGGCUACGGAGGCUGUGGCUAUGGAGGCUAUGGCUACGGAGGCCUGGGCUGUGGCUAUGGUUCCAGCUAUGGCUGUGGCUUCCGCAGACUGGGCUGUGGCUAUGGCUGUGGCUGUGGCUACGGCUAUGGCUCCCGCUCCCUCUGUGGCUGUGGCUAUGGAUACGGCUCUGGCUAUGGCUCUGGUUUUGGCUGCUACUAUUGA
This is a messenger RNA of Lontra canadensis (Northern American river otter), 525 nucleotides long. RefSeq names its product lamprin 1.8-10-like. Gene Ontology annotation, biological process: keratinization. Bases 1 to 525 code for a protein of 174 amino acids. Lineage: Eukaryota; Metazoa; Chordata; Mammalia; Carnivora; Mustelidae. The record is from RefSeq and is a predicted model, not a curated record. The transcript has 2 exons.